CGCAGGGUGACACUCUGUCGGUCAGUCACAGAAAAGACACGCACACAACAAAGCAGCUGGACAAUAAUGAACCCCACAGGGACUCAGGAGGAGCAUGCUGAUUGAUGGACAGGAUUGCUGUCACCUGUUUGUGCUCACAGCUGCUACAUGACAACUUUAAGCACAAAAAACACAACUUCAAUAUUUCAUGUUUUUGGUGCUUCUGAGAUGCUGAUGACAGAACGAUCUAUACAUGUCAAAAGGGAAAACGUGAGAGUGAUUGCUGUAAAUAUCCUCUCAGUCAUAGGUGCAGCUCUGGGCUAUUUGAAGGCUUUGACAGCAUUGUCUCCGCUGUUAGUUGGCCACAUGACACCUCAGGAGCUGAAUCAUGGUGGCAUAUCCCCAGCCUGAGCAACCAGUUGCUUCUUUCAGUCUGUGACAGCAGCUGCUUCAGCCGAGGCCUGCGCUGUGAUUCGGCCCUGUCAGAUUCCACCAGAGCUGAAUCAGGCAGGGGGGCAGAGGCAGCUAAAUUUAGAGGGUGGGUGGGAUUACACCGCGGGGUCUUCACAGUGGCAACCCUUUCCUUGCCCUGCCUUUUCCAGCCAGGACCGACUGCCAAAAGGACCCGUGUCCGCCGACUCCUUCCUCUCUCCACAGACCCCCUUGUCUUGUUCACCAAUUGUUUCCCCUCCUGACAAGCCAUGGACCCCAACGCCAUCAAGGAGGAGCUGCGCCUGUUCCAGAGCACUCUGCUCCAGGACGGGCUGAAGGAGCUCCUGAACGAGAACAAGUUUGUGGACUGCACCCUGAAGGUGGGCGACCGCAGCUUCCCCUGCCAUAGGCUCAUCAUGGCCGCCUGCAGCCCUUACUUCAGGGAGAUCUUCUUCACAGAGGAUGGGAAGGAGGUGGAGAACACCAAGGAGGUGGUUCUGGAGGAUGUCAACCCCUCCGUCCUGGGUAUGGUCAUCCAGUACCUCUACUCAGCUGAGAUUGACCUCACAGAUGAGAACAUUCAGGAUAUUAUUGCUGUUGCGAACAGAUUCCAGAUCCCCUCAGUCUUCACGGUGUGUGUGAACUACCUCCAGAAGAAGAUUUCCCUGAGCAACUGUUUGGCCAUCUUCAGGAUGGGUCUGGUUCUCAGCUGUCCGAGGCUCGCCGUCGCCGCACGCAACUUUGUCGCGGACCGCUUUGAAUUCCUCUACAAAGACGAGGAGUUCUUGAAGCUCGCGGCCCACGAACUGUUCGCGGUCAUCGGUGGAGACUCCCUGAACGUGGCGAAGGAGGAGCUGGUGUUCGAGUCGGUCAUGGCCUGGGUUCGUCACGACAAGGAGCGCGUCAAGCUCCUGAAGGAUGCUUUCAACUGCAUCCGCUUCCGCCUGCUGCCAGAGAAGUACUUCAAAGAGAAAGUGGAGACCGAUGAUAUCAUCAAGGCCGACCCGGAGCUCCAGAAGACCAUCCAAGUCAUCAGGGAUGCCUUCAAGGGGAAGCUUCCAGAGACACCUCAGAAGAAGGAGGGGGAGGAGGGGGCGGAGGGCGAAGAGGAGAGCCUGUUCCCCGGCUUUCUGAAUGACGAACGCAGACACGGCAUGUACGGACGUGAUUUCAUCCUGAUGAUCAAUGACACGGCGGCAGUGGCGUAUGAUGUCAUUGAGAACGAGUGCUUCCUGGCAGCCAUGGCGGAUCAAGUGCCGAGGAACCACGUCAGCCUGGUGUCAGAGAGGAACCAGCUCUUCAUUAUUGGGGGACUGUUUGUGGACGAGGAGAACAAAGAUGUUCCUCUGCAGUGUUACUUCUACUUGUUGGAUCCACUUACAUCCGAGUGGGUCGCCCUGCCGCCCAUGCCUUCACCUAGAUGCCUCUUCAACAUCGGCGAGAGCGACAACCUGCUGUUCGCCGUGGCUGGGAAAGACCUCCAGACCAACGAGUCCCUUGACACUGUGAUGUGCUACGAUGUCGAGAAAAUGAAGUGGAGUGAGACCAAAAAGCUUCCUCUGAAGAUCCACGGCCAUGCUGUCGUCUCCCACAAAGGACUGGUGUACUGCAUCGGAGGAAAAACAGAUGACAACAAAGCCCUCAACAAGAUGUUCUCGUACAACCACAAGCAGGCCGAGUGGAGAGAGCUGGCGGCCAUGAAGACUCCCAGAGCCAUGUUCGGAGCGAUCGUCCACAACAACAAGAUCAUAGUGGCUGGUGGAGUCAACGAGGAGGGUCUCACCAACGUGUGUGAAGCCUUUGACUUCACAACAAACAAGUGGGAGCCCUUCACAGAGUUCCCUCAGGAGAGGAGCUCCGUCAACUUGCUCAGCAGCAGCGGCUCCCUGUACGCCGUGGGCGGCUUCGCCAUGGUUCAGACGGAGAACAAAGAGGUGGCUCCCACAGAGGUCACUGACGUCUGGCAGUACGAAGAGGAUAAGAAGCAGUGGAGUGGCAUGCUGAGGGAGAUGCGUUACGCUGCUGGCGCCUCCUGUGUGUCCAUGCAUCUCAACGCAGCCAGAAUGCCCAAACUGUAGACACACAACUUUCUUUCUUUCAACCCCCCCCCCAACAAGACCUCCUGACGCCCCCUUCUUCCCCCGGCGAGCUGCCUUCGAGGCGUCUCAUCCUCUGCACUCGGAUUUCUGUGUGUGGAGUUGAUCUUUGACAUUAAUUUUUCUCUGCGCUCAGAUGAUUUUUAUCUGUACUAUAAACAUUCGGUUCUGCUGCCUCUACAAAGACUGCACCAUCCCCACAGUAUUGAGAAAAAGACGCCACUAUUUAGAUUGAUCCAUGAAGCUCUGUUAACAUAGUUUCUUGCUUUUCUUUUGUAUAAUAAACAUUUGUAAACUUCU
Notolabrus celidotus (New Zealand spotty) is the source of this 2807-nucleotide messenger RNA. RefSeq names its product kelch-like protein 41b. The coding region runs from base 681 to 2489 and encodes 602 amino acids. Gene Ontology annotation, molecular function: protein binding. NCBI's taxonomy places the organism in Eukaryota, Metazoa, Chordata, Actinopteri, Labriformes, Labridae. The transcript is spliced from 6 exons. The record is from RefSeq and is a predicted model, not a curated record.